AACGGCAAAUCCUCCAACCUGAGAUGGCAAGAAGGUGGCCAGUUUAGGAGGAGGACAAGGGUAGGGGGUUGUGAACACAGACUGAUGGACCGAGAGUAAUGUGACCCACAUUUGACACCCCUUCCUUCACACAGUUGGCACUGGCCUACAUUUUGUCUGCCACUUUCCCUCAGGAUCGCAUACAUUUUUAUUACUGCAUUAUUAUCCACGAUACUUUUAUGUACUCCGGCGACACAACAGACACUUUUUAACACCACAAUGAAACCAUAUUCAUUUUCCUGUACCGUAUAUCUGCUUAAAUGAAAGGUGGGGCUUAUUGUGGACUGAGACCUGUAAACCACAUUCGCAUACAACUUCAUGAACACAGCUGUACUUCCUCAUGUAGUGGCCUCUGGGGUUUAUUUACUCAACUGCAGAGAUUACCAGGCUGGCAUUAAACUGAACAGCCCUUUUAUAUUUGCAAAAAUAAUAUUUUGUCAUUGGCAUCAACAAUGCUUCCAUUUGAAAAUAUUUUCUACAAUAUGCAAUAUAACUGGUAUGGCAAUACUUUUAAAAAGCCAUACACUUAGGAAUAGAUUAAAUGCCAACACUAAAUUUGCCCUAGUUAGUGUGAAUGUUGUCUAUCUGUGUUGGCCCUGCGAUGAGGUGGCCUGAGGACUGUUAAGCGCCCUCAAGUCUUGAAAGGAGCUAUACUAAAGUCCAAAACAUGAUUACUAGUAUGCUAAUAAGCAGUUUAGUCGUAGUAAUAUUACUUCAUAGCUUCAGUGAAGUGCUAUUACAGAUUUUUUUUCCAGGCAUGCUUGUUGAAAUUUUCCACAGCACUUGCUCCACUUUUUUGCAGCGGUUUCUCGUUAAGCUCCCUUCGUUAACGUCCACCAUGCCUAGUGUGUCACAGAGCGCUAUAAAAUGCAGCAGUAAAGUUAAUAUGACAAAAUGUAAAAAUAUACAUUUAUAUGCUCAUUUAAACCCUGCAGUUAAUUGAGAUGAGAUAAGAGACAAUGAGCACAGAGGCCACUGUUUGAUGAAAUGCAAUUAUUUUGUUUGGUCUCUGGGAUGCCAUUCGAACCUGGACCUUUCUUGCUGUGAGGCAACACUGCAGACCACUCAUCCAGCGUGCUGCCCUAACUGCACAGUGAAGCUUCAGUUUCACUUCAAAAGGUCGGGUCAUGACCGGGCGUCCUUGGUAUGUGCGCGUCAUGGCCACGCAGAGUUCAACUGAGGUCUUUGCAGUGCACAGAAAAUUCCAGACGCUUUUAUGCAACUCCAAGCAGAGCUUUGAUGGCGGCUUUUUUUCAAACAGUUUGGCUGACAUGUCCGCUUCACUUUGACCAUGUGAUAUCACCAUGUCCCGAACCUUUCUAAGUGAAUGCGCAGCUUUUUUUUUUUUUUUUCCAUUUUUUAACGCGCCUAAAGUUACUUUUUUCAUAGUUCGUGAUAGGCAAGCUAUCGACUUAUUGAGACGCCCGGCCCUUCUGCGCAUGCUCUGCAUUUGCGCCAUGCCACAAAACCCACUUCCUGUUAGUAAAGCAGCAGCUUCCUGUUAGCUCGACCGCAACUCUGUCGUGUCGUCGCCUUUUGUGUGAGUUGUUGCUGUUUGAAAACUGUAAAGAAAGAAAAAGACCAGUUAGUUGCACGUGGACUGAAUUUUAAAUGAGCUUGUUUUCACGAAUUGGCCUUAACAUUUUGUGGUGCGUUCAAGCACCCUCGAAAGGCAGCUAGUUUGUUGACGUCAUUCUAACAGUGAACCACUCACAUUACUUUUGAAAUAUAUUGUAGUAAAAACAACUACUUGAACAUGAUUAAUGUGAGACAGAAAGUGAUACUCUGAAUACAAAAUGCUCGUCUUUGGACUAACUAAUAUAAUUUCAAGAUUUCUGGGCCCUCAAAAUGUCCCAACAUUUUAAUCUUACAACUCAAACACUUGAAAAUGGUUCUAGGGUUUAAACUGUGCUAAGCUGUUAGUCAAUGUGCUUGUAGUCUUGUUAGACACUAUUUUGUCUGUCAGCAUCUUUUAUUUACAUCCCCUUUUCUUGACCAUGUGACAUUGAGUCUGAAUUAAUCCCCUUGGGAAAAACGAGCCCGUCCGUUUAUAGCUACGAUCAUUUAUGUUUGAAAACUAAUUUUUUUUAUGUUACAGUUUAAACUUCUGUCUGAAUAAGAACGACACUAGCGGUUUUUCAAGCCCUUAUCGACUGACCCAGUAGCGGGUUGGACAAUCAGCGACUUUCCAGCUGAUUCAAGAGCCGUUUCGCUUAUAAUCAACUUUGUUGGCUAAUUGUGUCGUUCUUUAUUUUACUGUUAUCGCAUAUUUGUUACCGAUCAGCCUUUGUGCAAUCUUUUUGGAGGACAUUGCUAUUCAGCUUUACACCCUGUCUUUUGUGACCCAAGACGCGUUCGAGUAUGGUCAUUGUGCAUUUAUUGCUUGCUUCCUCAGGAUGAUGGGUGGGCCUUGUUGAAUUAUUGAAACAAACGAGACCAACACGCAAUUGGAACAUACUUAAUUCGGACAAAACAAAACCGUUCUACCGUUUUCUGCCAGUAACUGGCUUAAAGUCCCUGACUAUUAUUACAAAUAAACGCUUCACUGUCAUUUGCAUUCAGUCGUAAUGAAAGGACGCACAAAAUGCAGGCGACGUUUAUCUUGCAGCCUUAAAUUCAAACGUCGAUGUGUACAUUUGUCUGUGUUGACUGUUUGAAUCGGACAUAAACAACUAUGAACUCAUGUUUCCGACUGAAAGUACAGUACAGUAUCCUAGCGUUUUUUGUUACUAUUCCAAGGCAGACAGUGCAUUUAUUCUGGGAUCAACACAAAUAAUAAUUUCAUUUAUUUUGUGUUCGUGAGGUGAUUUUGGACUAUUUUGUAUACUUCAUGUCAUUGUAAUAAAUGUUACUUUUAAAUUAAGACCGUACUUGUCAUGUCAUUAUUUGACCCAUAGACAGCAGUAUAGUCAUUACAAAAUGGAGAAGGUGGUGUUAAUAAUAUUGUCCCAUACGAGACGCCGUACAGCUUCUCUGGCGAGCUAGCAAUGCUGUUUUUUGGGACGAGAUAAACUAGGUUCUCUCAAAAAAGUGUCGUCGUUACGUCACUGCUGCAAGGACUACGACUUACAGGAUGACCACAUACUCAUGACUGGAGGAUAUUUUAGCAGGUCGGAUUUAAGGUGACACACAGCAGGGACACUCAUGCUUUCCGAUGAGCUGGACUCCAAACCAGAGCUGCUGGUGCAGUUUGUCCAGAACACUUCCAUCCCUCUGAUUCAGGGUCUGGAGGACUCUGAGCCCAAACAAUCCUGCCUGCCUCUGCUGGCCCCUGUUGAAAACUCACUGUGCAGCCAGCUGGAGCUAACAGAUGGAGCAUUGAGUUCUGAGCCAGAGAAUUCUUCCUCUCUGUCUGAGCUCAGGGGGGUCUCAUUGGACCAAAGCCCGCCGCUGGUGGUGCAGACGCACAGCACGCACCCGCGGGCGUCACCCAGCCCCCCGCCCAUCCUCCAUGACCUGCAGCAGUCGGAUGGCACGUCCUACGUCCUGCUCAACCUUGCUAAAAGUAUCACCACGUCCUCGGACUCCCUCAUCUUUGCCACGGAUGGCGCUGGUGAUGAGGAAGACGAGGGCGUGUCGCCGGGGGACUACGGCUUGGACGGCGGCGCUCCUUGGUAUCUGCGAGUGCAGGAACUGGCUCAUGAUAGCCUCAUUGCGGCCACACGGGCACAGCUGGCUCGUGAUGCCAAAGCCAGUCAGGACGCCAGGGCACCAAACGUCGCCAUUAACGGCGACUACAUGCACACCUCACCAUCAGAAGUAGAGAAGCGGGAAACGCCGCCGCCUCGGACCGGGCGCCCCCUCGCCAGGCAGGUCCUCCGCUGCUCGUUUGAAGGCUGCUGUAGGACCUUCACGUGGCCCGCUCACCUCAAGUAUCAUUUGAAAACUCACAGGAAUGACCGCAUGUUCCGCUGCAACGCCGAAGGCUGCGGCAAGAGCUUCUACGUGCUGCAGCGUCUGCAGGUCCACAUGAGGACGCAUAACGGCGAGAAACCUUUCAUCUGCAAGGAGAAGAACUGCGGCAAGAAGUUCACCACCGCCGGAAACCUCAAGAACCACCGACGUGUCCACACCGGGGAGAAGCCGUUCCUGUGUGAAGCAGAUGGCUGUGGGCGAUCCUUCGCCGAGUAUUCCAGUCUCAGAAAACACAUGCUAGUUCAUUCUGGCGAGAAGCCUCAUCACUGCGGGAUCUGCGGCAAGACCUUCUCACAGUCUGGCAGCAGGAACGUCCACAUUAGAAGGCGUCACGGAGAGGAGGGACUCGCUGCUGAAAGUAGAGAAACAGGAGAGGCUCUGACACACAGCAGCCUGCUGGAAGCAGAUGGCAACAACGGGGCCGGAAUGGUUGCCAUGACAACUGGCAUGCAACCCGUCAAUCUCCACCACGCUAUGCUGAGAUCACCAGGCCCCGCAGACUCAGUGGUGGUGCUCUCUGCGCCACAUGAACUGGUCGCCAUGACAACAGAAGGUGCCAGCUAUGGGGAUGUGGUAACGCUGCUGUAGUUUGUCAGAGGGUGAAGUAAAACAGCUUGUUCAUUGGUGACUUUGUAAAAACGUGUACAUAAAUUUACAGUGAUAAGGAUUUUAUUUUUGACGGCUGUGGAAUGGCGCUUGUACAAAAUCAAAAAUAAAUACUCCCAAAGAAAUACAGAGACGGGUUUAAAAAGGUAUUUGAAAGAAAUAAUGAGCACUUGUUACCACUGGAAACUUCAUGCACAUCUUGUUUGUCUCAAUACAAAACAAACAGCAUCACUAAAUUCUAUUGAUCCUGUUUGUGCAUGAAACAAAAAGAUUGAUGAAAGGAUGAAGAGACAAACUCACCUCCCUGCUGCUUAGCGUAUGUUUAGAUGGUGAAAGUGGUCCAACAUGGCACCCAGUGCCCAACUUGCCUCCACGUUGUUCACUUUCUUGGCCAACUAGAAAGAAUAACAAUAACCAAAUAACUCAAAAUGCUUUUUUGUAUUUAUUGAAAUUAAAUUAAAAAAACUAUAAAAUAACUGUUUUGUUUCUAUAUGAUUGAAAGUCUUGAAAAAUGAUUCAAUUACCAAAAGAUGUCAUGUUUGGUUCCUAAAUAAGUGCUUCAACUAUUUGUGUUUUAAUUUUCUGUGCGUGCACCUGAUGAAAUGAUUUGUACCGUGCACUAACUUAAUAUCCUGCUAUGAACAGGAUUAUAUUUGAUUUAGACAGGUUGCUAGGAAUUAAUAAAUUUUUAUUUUCCUGAAA
Messenger RNA from Entelurus aequoreus (snake pipefish), 5262 nucleotides. It is a transcript of the gene znf410, whose product is annotated as zinc finger protein 410. The transcript has 12 exons. The record is from RefSeq and is a predicted model, not a curated record. Gene Ontology annotation, molecular function: DNA-binding transcription factor activity, RNA polymerase II-specific; RNA polymerase II cis-regulatory region sequence-specific DNA binding. Gene Ontology annotation, biological process: regulation of transcription by RNA polymerase II. The coding region runs from base 3184 to 4542 and encodes 452 amino acids. NCBI's taxonomy places the organism in Eukaryota, Metazoa, Chordata, Actinopteri, Syngnathiformes, Syngnathidae. Gene Ontology annotation, cellular component: PcG protein complex; transcription regulator complex.